Messenger RNA from Syngnathus typhle (broad-nosed pipefish), 1157 nucleotides. RefSeq names its product endothelial cell-specific molecule 1 (gene esm1). The transcript has 2 exons. The coding region runs from base 288 to 842 and encodes 184 amino acids. The record is from RefSeq and is a predicted model, not a curated record. NCBI's taxonomy places the organism in Eukaryota, Metazoa, Chordata, Actinopteri, Syngnathiformes, Syngnathidae. Gene Ontology annotation, cellular component: extracellular region.
AACUUGUGCCAUGAGGUCACGUGGAUUUCAGUUCCUGGAUGGCGACUCCACGCUAAUCCCAUGCAUGCACUUCCACUGCCGGAUCUCUAAAAGAGGAGCGGAAUGAGGAAAUUGACGAGAGCGAAGUGCAAAACAAACUUGUUGGAUGCCGUGAAAAGCUCUCAGGCUGAUGCUCGCCUCCUCACUCCCACUUAAGUCUCUCAGGCAGAGGCAGCAUCUCAUCAUCAGCAUCACCACCACUACCACCGAUCAUCACCAUCCUCCGCGCCUCCUCCUCCUCGCCCGCCAUGUCUCUGCUGCUGUUCACGGUGCUGUCCUCGCUGCUCGCCCUUGGCGCCUACGGCGACCCCGGCGCCCAGGCAUGGGGCUCCGGCGUCAAGUACGCCGUCAACUGUCCGGACAGGUGCGACGUGGAGCGCUGCGGUCCCACGCUCGGCUGCGCACGCACAGUGCUGGAUGACUGCGGCUGCUGCCGCGUGUGCACGGCCGGGCGAGGGGAGCACUGUUACCGCACUGUGUCCGGCAUGCACGGCGUCAAGUGCGGACCGGGCCUUUUCUGCGAGUUCUACAAGGACGAGGACGACUAUGGGGAUGAAUACGGCGUGUGCAAAGACUGCCAGUUUGGCACCUAUGGCAUGGAGUGCCGUAAAACGUGCAGCUGCAAAGGCAGCCUGUGUGACAGGGAGACAGGAGCUUGCCUCACCCUCCGGUUCUUUGCCAAAUUGGCCGGCAAGCUCAAGACGGAACCUCAAGAUGGAGAAGAGGGUUCGGGAGAGGUUCAGGACUCGGAUCAAGCGGCAGCAAAUAUUUCCGAUGCUUCCAAGCGGCUCAUCCCUCGCUGACCAGUGCAUUCAAUCAUUCACUCAAUCAGUCAGUCAGUCAGUGGAUAUGUAGCAUUAACUUAUAAAUGAACAGACAGGCCUUAUUUUAUUUUAUCUUCUUGACUGCAUGUAGAUUUUAUUUAUAUGGUUGAUCAUAUCACCUUUUUACUCUGGAUUCUCCAAAUGUAUAGUGUGCCUUCAAAUGACGGACUAGGAUGCAUCAUUCUUCAUGGUGUCGCUGUACUAUAAUCAGUCAUCCCUAUUGUAUUUGUACUGUAUAAAAGAUAUUAACAUGUAAAGACUGGUCUUACAAUUAAAUUCAAAAUGGUCAAAGAG